GCGUCACAGCCACACUCCCACAACCACGGGAACUCACACUUGACGCGGCCGUUACUCCCGGGAUGGUCGUUAGGGGUCGUUGGUGUAUGCCAGAGUGCCCUAGUGUGUCCCCUGCCCCCCUGCCACGACGCCCUGCCCCCCGUGACCCUGGGAUGGGCGCGUGUGUGUAAAGGUCGCGGGUUUUUUGAGGCUCUCUUCGCCGCCUACUUCGAGUCCCCCGCCUUCGCCACCGCCCGAGUUCUUGAGCUGGUCGGGGUUAGUGUGUCCGUGUGUGUACGUGGUGUGUACGUGACCCAGUGUGUGCUUUCUGCUUCUAGUGUGUCUGUGCGGAGGCUGACACGAACACCAGACCACCACCAGGGAACAGUCAGCCACUUGCAACCACUCAACCAGUCAGUCAGUUAGUCUUUGGAGGGUAUUGCAUUGAGUCUGCCACCUCCAACCACCACCAGCUACAACACCACCUACUUCUUCUUCGUCAUCGUCGUCGCUAAGAAUGGACCCAAUGUAUCAUCACUGGUGGAACAGUUACAACCAACACAACUCGGGCACAAACUGGUACAUGGAUCCCCAUAAGACAGGAGGCGGCAUGAACCAGCAACCGCCCCCUGCACACAACAUGCCUGGGCCCCCGCAGCACCCCACCACCCAGCACCCCACCGCCAUGGGCCAGGCCAUCCCUCCGCGGCCCAUGCAGCCCAACUACCCCAUGCAGCCGCGGCCAGCUCACACAGGGGCACCGGGGGGCAUGGCAUCCAAGCCCCUGGGAGCCCCCGGUGGCCUGAUGGGCCCCAAGCAGCAGACACAGGGUGGCGGGCUGGGCCCCAAGCCCAUGGUGCAGGCCAACGUGCAGCAGGUGCAGCAGAAGGCCCUCACACCCAUCCACCAGCCGGCCCAGCCCAAGCAGAACAUGCCAGCCAACACCACCGCCAACAUGACCCAGAUGGGGAAGACCUUUGGCCCGGCUGUGUCCAUCUCCUCGGCCCUCAACAAGCCCAUGGGCCCGUCUUUGCAGCAGCAGCAGCAGCAGAUGAUGCACCAGCAUCAACAGCAGCUCCAGCAGCAGCAGCAGCAGCAACAACAGCAGCAGCAACAGCAACAGCAGCAGCAGCAGGCCCAGCAGCAGCACCACCAGUCGCAGCAGGAACAAUCACAACAGAAUCAGGCUGCCAAGCCCAACGUACCUGUCCAGCCCCAGCAGCAGCAGCACCAGCAGGCCCUCAAGCCAUCAGUACCUGUCCAGCACCACAACCAGCAGCCAGCCAAGCCCAAUGUACCUGUUCAGCAACUACAGAACCAGCAGCCUCUCAAGUCCCUGGUGUCCUCCCAGCAGCAGCCCCAGCAGCAGCAGCAGCAGCAGUCCCAGCCCGGCAAGCCUCCCGUGUCCCAGAACGCCACCACCCUACCCAAGCCCCCCACCCCCUCCGUGUCCAUCACACCCAGUGUGGCCAAGUCAGCCCUCAGCUCCCUGCCCCUUGGCACACAGGUCAAGCCAGUACAAGCACAGGGUGCUGCGGCCCCUGCCAAGCCCGUGCCCGCAGCCGUGCCCAUCGCCGCCACUGUGACGCCAGUCCCUGCCAAGCCUGCCAGCCAGCCCGCCGCCACGCCCGCUGCAGCGUCUGCCUCCGCCCCCAAGCCGGCCACCACCGAGGCCCCGGCGGCUCCCCAGAGCCAGGCACAGGCACCCAGGCCCACCAACCCCCCGCCCGUGACGGUGACGGCCAAGCCUGCCCAACUGCCUGCCAAGCCAGCCACACCCCCCGUCACCACGGCACCUACGGCCCCGGCGGCUUCCCCCGCCAAGCCUGCCACCACCCCAGCCACCAUCACCCCGGCAGCCCCCCAGCCCAAGCAGCCGCCCACUGAGGCCCCAGCCCCCCAGAAGCCGGCUGUCAGUGAAGCCCCGUCCCCCCAGAAGCCCGUGGAGGCCAGCAAGCCCGCCGAGGCGCCCGCCAAGAACCAGACGGUGCCCAGCGUGAACGGCGUGCCGGCCGCCAAGAGCCCCGCCAAGCCUGUCACAGCAGCGCCGCCACCGGCCAAGCCCGCCGACACUCCCCCGGCCACUGAGGCCAAGCCAGCGACGGCUGCAGCCCCCACCCCUGCCCCAGCUUCCACCCCCGCCAAAGCAGCAGCUCCAGCACCCGUCCCCGCCAAGCCCAAGGAGGCCACCCCGCCCCAGCCCAAGAAGGAGGCCGCCAAGACGCCCACGCCCACCAAGGCUGCCACAGAGAACUCCACCGAGUCCAAGACAACCAACCACCUGGACACCAAGGCGGAGGAGCCCGAGGAGACGCCCAAGAAGAUCACCACCAGGACUCCCAGGCAAAAGCGUGAGGUUCAGGCUGUACUGGACACUCCCGGGGACGAGCGGCGAAGCAAGCGGUCGCGUAACCCGGCCAGUCUGUACCAGUCGCCCAGCGUGGAGAGUGUGAGCCGGCCGCGCAAGACAGAGCAGCCCGCCACGCCCAAGACACCCCAGGACAGACUCAUCAUCUUCUUCAGAAAUGAGCACGUGGCUGUGAGGAACUCCGAGGGCACGUUCUUCCUCUGCCAGGUGGCCCAGAACGUCUUCAAGAACACACGCAAGAUCAAGAUCCGGUGGCUGUCCCCCAUGGACCCGGAUGACAAGAAGUGCAACACCUACACACCUGACUACUACGACAUCACAGACUUCGAUUGCAUCCUGACCACCGUGAGCCUGGAGCGGAUAGACCGGAAAACGCUGCGGUUACGGCCGGAGGAGGAGACCAGAAUCAACAACAUCCUCAAGCGGGCGAUGGACAUGGAGAAGGGUGUCCUGGCGGAUGACUCCAACGUCAACCCCGACCACCCCGACGGAUUGGACCUGUCCCUGUACAUCAACGAGGAACAGCUCAAGACCAGGAGGAAGAGAAGCUCCCCCUCCAAGAGAAAGAAGAAGGAUGAGUCGUCCGGGGAGAGCGGAGUCGAGUCGGAGGAUGAGUCCCAUGACAGUGAAGGUGAAGAAGAAGAAGAAGAGGUCAGCCCCAAGAAGGCAGCGAAAACUCCCUCCAGACGCAAGCCGAGAGGAGGCAGCAAGACCCCGGCCAAGGCCAAGGCUUCCACCCCGGCCGCUGCUGCCAAGACCAAAACCCCCAAGGCCGGCCAGCCAUCAACACCAAGGGGCAAGGCCGCUGCCGCCGCCGCCGCCGCCGCUGCUGCUGCCACUGCCGCCGCCGCCGCUGCUGCUGCUGUGAAGACCCCCAGCACCCGAGGCACCCCUAAGGUCACCAAUGCGAAGACCGCCUCACCCAAGACCACCACCCCCAAAACCACCACCACCACCGGUACCCCAAAGGCCGCCAUCACCGUCCCUAAGGCAACACCCAAGAGCGGGCGGCGGGCUGCAAGGAAAUAGCCCGAGGCCCAGCUGGCUGAGCCCCUAGACCAGAGCCCAGAGGAAUCGAAGAGCGCGCGAGGCAAACCACCCAAGAACCUCACCGCCUGUAUUCGACUGAUGCUCCUUGAUAAAUAACAAUCUGUCGUCCAAUUGUUGGUUUGAAUAAGGGAAAGAGUGCGUGAGUGUGUUACCGAACUCUCUGGAGGAUGAGCUAUGUGGCACGGAGGAGUAGUGUGACCGAGUGAACGACUGACUGGCUGGCCGAGCUGCUGCUGCUAUUGAUGCUGCUGCUGCUGUGGUGGUGUGUGUGUGUGGAGGCCGUGCGUGUAUUGGUGACGGCCCAGGCAUUAUCAGGGGGUUUCAUAACUGUAGUAUCUAUGCUGUCUUUUCUCCUGUCUUAACCCUCUCAUCAGUACUUUCCUCCAGUUUUUCUCUCCCUUAUGUAGAGUCUAUGCUGUCAUUCCUCCUAUUUUAACCUUUUCACCAUUAUUACUCCUAGUCCCUUAUCACUUUUUCUCUCCCCUAUGUAGUGUUUAUAAUGUCAUUCCUCCUUUCUUGACCUUUCACCAGUACUUCUCUUUGCCCCUUAUAACUUUUUUCUCUUAUGUAGUGUCAUCCCUUCUCCUCUUGCCCUUUGUCAGUACUUCUCUUGAUCCUUACGGCUAUUUUCCUCCCCUAUGUAGUGUCUAUAAUGUCAUCACUUCUCCUCUUGCCCUUUAUCAGUCCUUCUCUUAACCCGCAGCUAUUUACCUCCUUUGUAAUGUCUCUAAUGUCACCCCUUCUCCUCUUGCUCUAUGUCAAUACUCUUACUCUACCUCUUUUACAAUUUCUCAACCACCAGUACAAUUUUUACCUCCUCCCUUCUCUUCCGUGGCUGUCCGUCUCCUCCCGUCGCCGCCACGUCGGUCUUUCUCUCCCGUUGUACCGCCGUCACGCCUGACCCUCGUGUCGGCUCUCCACAAGACCGCCACCGAAGGCCGCUGUCUGUUUGUCCCUGGCGUGCGUGAGCUGCCUCCUUCCCUGCGUGAAUGGUGCCUGAGAGAGUAAGUGUGUACAGAGCUCAGUGGGGGGUACAUGUGUAACCAGUUUUAAAUUAACUAGAGGAUAGGUUAUGUUCAGAGUACAUAUUAAUGUUUUAAUCUAUUGUAUAUGUAUAAUAGUUCUAAAUGUACAACUCAAACUUUGUAUUAUAACGAUAUGGCAAUGUGGCAUUCCCCUUCUCCCCCCCCACCCACUCCCUCCUCCCUCCACCCUUUGUCCUAGCCCUUCACCACCCUCCCCUGCCCUCCCUCCCCUUGCCUCCCUCCCACCCCCUGCCCCUCGCCGCAAGGCCGGGGCGCGUGGGGAUCAAUCAUCAACUCCCGCAGACUGUCAAUCACUGCUCAACCUGAAAUUAGUUGUUACGUUGAGGCGCGUCCUCGUGGGUCCUGGGUGAGGGAUGCAGCAUGUGUUUGUUUGACCAUUGGUUCAGCCCGGCCAGACGGCGCCACAACCGCUCGCCUCGCCGGGCCGUCACGCAGAGUUUUGAGUUUGUAUUCUACAUACUACUGUCAUCCAUCAAACAGUGGAUCUUGCAAUCAUUCUGUUUAAGAGUUUUAUUUUUUUGUUACUUUUGAAGUGGAAAUGCAAUAUUUUGCUACUGUUCAAUGCACGAUUACUACUUGCACUUAAGUACUGAGCAAUUGGCUUAGGAAUUACUCAGCAGUAGCAUAGUAGUGUCUGCCCUCUACCUCGUGUGGGGGAGAAGCAAGGGGCACCGCCUGUCUGUCUGUCUGUCUCGGCACAGGGUAACGCGCCACACAGCCGUGUACAUUCUUCACGCCAUGCUGCAAGCUCAGUGUGUUGAUAUUUUUUGACUACCGUCGAAAGCGUAAUUGUUUGAGGCAGAGUGUGCCGGCCGGGUGGAGGGCAGACUGUGGUAGGCUGUACAUAGUGACGACCGUAACAUUGAUGUGCUGUCUUGACCGUAGGUGUGUGACUUGCGAAUGCUGUCCGUGUUACAGAUUAUAUUUGGCUGUAAUUCUUAGAGGCUGCUCGUGCUGUGGCCAAGAAUGGUGAAAAUAAGUCCAUCCUAGUUUUCGGAAUUUCCAGUGACAUGUGCCGACCCCAUAACGAAUCUGUCAUGAAGGCUGUUGUCUGACCACUUGGGUACAUUUUCUGCUUGGGUUGGGGUGUACCGGGAGGCAGUGUAGUUCUUAGCACCGUAAGUUACGACCGCAUUCAAGUUGUGUUUUAAGAUUUGACAUCACUGAGCAUAUCUGGGCUAUGGUAGCGAGCGACGUGCCACGCGAGUGCUGUUCCGUGGAUAACCAAGCCCUGUAUUACCUUAAGCCUAAUUUCUAAGCACCGUUUAGUGCUCCGCAAGGCGACCCCGGGAGCCUCGUGGUGGGCCUAAGUGGUGCUUGCCGAUAGAUAGGGGUUUAUGUGGGAGGUUUAUUGACAUUUUAGUUUUUUUUACAUUAAGCUGGGCAGCGACGCUCACGUAUGAAGCAAGAGGAAUCAAUCCGUGCGUCGUCCUCGGAUCUGUGCCGAGUAGACUUAAUAUCCGAUGAGCUCCUUAGUGUUCUCCUGCGCUGGUGUGUUGACAUUACUGAGACUUGGCCGUAAUGUACAUGGAACCAACCAACUGACGUGUUCUUUCAUAAUAGUUUGUGUCACGGGCGGCCAGGCGACGCGGUGACUGACUGUCUUAACGAGUUGCUUUUAUAUAUCUAACAAAACGUUCGGCGGCGACUUUUAUACGUACGUACGUGCAUGCAUACAUACAUACACGUUUUGAGGACUCGGGGUGUUUGUAAAGUUUCCAUUUUGACGCUCUGCUAGUGCAAACCAAACCAAACCGAACCCACCUGUCCAACUGGCUGCUUGCCCUAACGAGCGAGGAAUGACACCUGGCAGGAGGCAUCAAAGGGAGGAAUAAAGGAAAGGAAACAAAAUACAAGCUUUUAUUACCGUUAUCGGAAGUGUGGUGUGCAGUGGACAUGGAAAUACAGAGCAAACAAAUACAAUUAAUUUAAACUGUGGACUUGUUUGGACAGCUAAUGGUGAUGAAAAGUGAUGAAGCAAAGCAGUAUAUGAGAGCAGCUAAUAAAGUCGUAACAAAACUGCUCCCUGCUGUCACCACGCACGAGGAUCACCACCACCACUACAGCAACACCACAUGGAAAGCCAACCGGGUGUUACGGUGUUGCACUGAGGGAACGUUACGACCUACCCACACUUGUAUUUCCUUCUCAGUCCACAGACACUUGCAGGACAGUAUACGGGAAUUGCCGGGCAUCUCAUCUGUACCUUUAACUGCAUUUAUAAGGGAAAGGGAAGCAUACGGAAGGGGUUGUGGAGGUGAGCUGUGUAAAUCGACUCCGCCUCACCACCCUGCCCUCCCUGCUGUGCCUGCCUCCCCCUGUCAACUUAAUAAUUCAGUGAUUCACGGAAAGGCAUUUUUCAGCAGGGCGACAAAGUAUAUAUAGAGGUAUAUAUAGACAAAAAGAGGACUGACUGGAUUGCACGUAACCCCAUCAUGUGAUUACUACGUUUUUUUUUUUUUUUAAUGGAAGAACAGUUUACUGAUAUAAUUUGCCAUUGAUGUUUGUUAACCCCAAAAAUAUCAAAGUUGUGUAAAUUAUGCUUUUUUCCACUAGUUGCUAUUAAAGACUAUUUUGAGGAAAACUACAUAUUUAUUUUAAUGUCAGUGAUCCUUUCUGGAAAACAAUGGCUGCUUGUUUGUUGGAAAGGGCUUGUGUUUGAACCUGUUUUAUUUAUUGAUUGAUCUAUUUUUUUGUCAGACGCAAGGAUGGUAGAGACCUAAAUCAUGUCGGACAACAGAUUAGUUUUCAUCUUUUUGCAACUGACCAUUUUCAAGAGGUAUUUUACAUACAGUAAGUAGGUCACAUUGUAGCAAUGUGCCAUUGUUUUCAUAAGUAAAUAUCAUUGUACAA
Messenger RNA from Eriocheir sinensis (Chinese mitten crab), 7296 nucleotides. RefSeq lists its product as uncharacterized. The coding region runs from base 497 to 3376 and encodes 959 amino acids. Gene Ontology annotation, cellular component: mRNA cleavage and polyadenylation specificity factor complex. Gene Ontology annotation, molecular function: RNA binding. The record is from RefSeq and is a predicted model, not a curated record. The transcript is spliced from 8 exons. NCBI's taxonomy places the organism in Eukaryota, Metazoa, Arthropoda, Malacostraca, Decapoda, Varunidae.